Messenger RNA from Papaver somniferum (opium poppy), 1167 nucleotides. RefSeq lists its product as uncharacterized. Bases 1 to 1167 code for a protein of 388 amino acids. The transcript has a single exon. NCBI's taxonomy places the organism in Eukaryota, Viridiplantae, Streptophyta, Magnoliopsida, Ranunculales, Papaveraceae. The record is from RefSeq and is a predicted model, not a curated record.
AUGAAGAUUCCUCCAGGUUUUCACAAGAAAGGGGAAACUCGUGUUUACAAACUCAAUAAAUUUUUAUAUGGCCUUAAGCAAGCUUCUCGCCAAUGGUUUUCUAAGUUUUCCACAGCUCUCCUCAAUACAGGUUUCACACAAUCUCAUGCUGAUUAUUCUCUUUUUACUUUUCAUUCUGGUGAAAUCUCCAUUUAUGUUUUAGUUUAUGUUGAUGAUAUUAUUAUCACCGGUAAUAAUGAUCUUGCUAUUCAGGACCUCAAGCACAAACUCGAAUCACAGUUUUCUCUCAAGAACCUUGGUCGCUUACAAUAUUUCUUGGGCCUUGAGGUAUCUCGUUCUCCGAAAGGUAUUUUACUCUGUCAACGCAAAUAUAUUCUUGACAUUGUUAAUGAUUGUGGCCUUUUAGGAGCUAAGCCUUCUCCAUCUCCAAUGGAGAAACAUCUAAAACUACUUCCAUAUUCUGGUGAUCCUCUAUCUGAUCCUAGUAUUUAUCGACGUCUCAUAGGUCGUCUUCUAUAUAUUCAAGUGACACGUCCUGAUAUCACAUUUUCUGUUAAUUAUUUAAGUCAAUUCAUGCAGCAACCGUGCUCUGGUCACUUGGAUGCUGCACAUCGUAAUGUUCGUUACCUUAAAGGUACCGUUAGUCAUGGCAUUUUUUUAUCUGCCUCAAGCACUUUGUCUCUUUCGGGUUACACCGAUUCUGAUUGGGCAGGCUGCUUAACAACUCGUCGAUCCACGACAGGUUAUUUUACGAUGCUAGGGGACAGUCCUAUUUCUUGGAAGUCCAAGAAACAACCAACAAUAUCUCUUUCUUCUGCUGAAGCUGAAUAUCGUGCUCUUGCACGACUUACUUCUGAACUGCAAUGGUUGCAUUAUCUUUUCACUGAUCUUCGUAUCACUAUUCCAAGGCCUAUACCUAUUUAUUGCGAUAAUCAAGCCGCUCUUCAUAUUUAUGCCAAUCCAGUUUUUCACGAACGAACUAAACAUAUUGAAAUAGAUUGCUACUUCGUACGUGACAAACUACUUUCUGGUCUAAUCAAGCCUACGUAUAUACCGUCAGCAUUACAAUUAGCUGAUCUUUUCACAAAACCGCUGGGAGUGUAUCAUUUUCGUCGCCUUGCUAGCAAGUUGGGUCUUCGUGCAGAUGGUCCUCAUCCUCCAACUUGA